AUGGCGACGCAAGCUAUCACCAGGAGAAAACUGAAUGAACACGAGCAGAAAAUAAGCAGGAACGGCUUAACCUUUCACGAAGACAUUCUUGCCAACGGCCAUGCUGGUUUACAAACCAAUGGACGUGUACAGUUGUGCGUGCAUUUAGUUUCCAGAAGAAAGAACGAGAGCGGAGCCGGUAAAGUCAAGGUCAAAGGAAUCGUUCGAAAGGAUACCGUUUAUCACUGCAGUGUUAACGCAUCUAGGAUUCUACAUCCUUAUGUUUUUGGAAGAGUAAGGGAUUGUUGGAAUAGGCCCAUAUGCUCUGUCCCAGGUGCCACAGUUACACUUAAGGAUAGAAUAACGAAAGAUUAUGGAUGGACGUUCCAAUUUACAGGAACGACAUCAGAGUGUAUAAACUUAGGAUCGUAUAAUUACUUGGGCUUCGCGGAGGCAAAUGGUAAAUGUGCCGAUCAAAGUAUCGAAACUUUGAAGAAAUUCGGCUGUGCUGGUUGCAGCAGUCGCCUCGAGCUCGGAAAUAUGCCGAUUCACGAAGAAUUGGAGCAACUGACGGCUAAAUUUUUGGGCGUAGAAGACGCCAUCGUUUUUGGGAUGGGUUUCGCAACAAACGCUCUUAAUUUGCCUUCGUUAGUAAGCAAAGGUUGUUUAGUAUUGAGCGAUGAGAAAAAUCAUGCUUCAUUGAUACUCGGAUUGAGGCUAUCUGGUGCUAUUGUCAGAGUGUUUAAGCACAAUAAUAUGAAGCAUUUAGAGAAAUGCUUGAAAACUGCAGUAGUUUUUGGCCAACCAGGAUCUGGGGAACCUUGGAAAAAAAUACUAAUUAUAGUGGAAGGCGUUUACUCUAUGGAAGGUUCUAUUGUACAUUUACCUGAGAUUUUGCAGCUCAAGAAGAAGUACAAAGCAUAUCUUUAUUUGGAUGAGGCUCAUAGCACUGGUGCGUUAGGUGAGCAUGGAAGGGGGGUUUGUGAUUAUUAUAAAAUUGAUCCACGAGAGGUGGACAUACUUAUGGGAACUUUCACAAAGAGUUUUGGAUCCGCUGGCGGUUAUAUUGCUGGAACAAAGACAUUGAUAAACUAUUUAAGGAUAUACAGUCACGCGCAUACGUACUCAACAGCUAUGUCUCCACCGGUAGCACAACAAAUCAUAACUUCGAUGAAAAUAAUUGCCGGUGAGGAUGGUACAGAUGAUGGAAAGAGAAGAACGAAACAAUUAGCAAGAAAUACUAGGUACUUUAGGCGCAGACUCAAUCAAAUUGGAGUUAUUAUUUAUGGAAACGAAGAUUCGCCUGUUGUACCUAUGCUAGUUUACCUCUUUUCUAAAAUAGGAGCAGUCGUGCGUACCUUAACGACGCAUAACAUAGCUGCAGUUGGCGUUGGAUUUCCAGCAACUCCAUUAAUGGAAGGCAGAAUACGGUUUUGUCUUUCUGCUGCACACACUAAACAGCAACUAGAUUAUGUAUUAUUAUAUAUUGAGCGUCUUGCAGAUUCUUUGGGUUUAAGAUACUCUCGCAAAAUUCGCGAUCCAAUGCCCAUAGAAUAUUAUUCCGACGGAGAGGCCGAAUGA
Messenger RNA from Heterotrigona itama, 1560 nucleotides. NCBI's taxonomy places the organism in Eukaryota, Metazoa, Arthropoda, Insecta, Hymenoptera, Apidae. The record is from the annotation of a GenBank genome assembly.